CUCUCCCAGUCUCAGGCUGUGCUUUCACACGAGCGAAGCGUCUCGCCAGCUUCAGCACUGCCACAUCUCUCACACACACACACACUCGCGCAUCACUGCCGUCGCUAACGGAUAGAUCUGCGAGAGGACGAGACUGUGAUGCUCCCGUUUCAUUAACGCUAGAGCUUCUCUCUCCAAAGGAGCGCCGCAGAAUCCCAGGAAUGAGCAUGAAUGGAGAUCACAGAUUAGCCCCGCUGGGAGAGGAAGUUAAUCAGAGCUCGGGAUCAUAGGAUUCGCCGGAUCGCUGUUCUGCUCUUCCCGUCCCGAGGGCUUGAUUUAUUCUGUCUGGUCACUGGUUUCUGAGCUUUCUGCUCGUCUCCUGAGGUUUGAUCAUCCAUCGCAUCUCGUUUCUCCUCCUGUUCCCUGUUUAUCUUUCACUUGUUUUGUUUUGUCCGAUUUAUCCUUGCGUUCGAGUUUUUCCAGGAUGGUGUGUCUCGGCACUAGCGUUCUGGACUUUAGAUGGAUAACCUCCGCAAGCUCUCGGCAAACUUGAGGAUCAACCCGUCGGGAUUCUAGUUUGGUGGAGGCUUUUCCUUCGUCUUGCAUUCCGAUGUAGCUCUAUCUAGAGGUUUGGUUUAGUUUAUUAGUUUUGGGUUAUUGUUACUGCUCUUGCUCCUCAUCUUUUUUGGGGUUUUCAAAGGUUGGUCAACCUCAUCUUUGGAUUGCUUUGUGGAAAUUAAUCCCCGAAGGUUUUUCUGUUUGCAGUUCGCGAUUGAGGCAUUUUUCCCAGCUACGGGAAUCUAGAAACCAUGGAUACCGGCUUGGCCUGACAUGUCUUCCUGUUUGUGUCACGUGAGGAGGCGUGGCAUGGAAGCCCCGCCCCCUUUCUCUUCCGCUUUGCUUCUGAGCAGUGGAUUAGUGCUUUACCCACGAGCCCCGGCGCCCAGGGUCUGCUGGACCAGUGUGUCGGGUCUAUGGAGACUGGUUCUGUCCCUGUCUUUACUCGCCUUCCCAGGCCCGGCGGUCUCGGCUAGAGUAUCGUCCAGUCUGAGCACAACGCAUCACGUUCACCAUUUCCAUAACAAACACGGCACCGUUCCCAUCGCCAUCAACCGGAUGCCCUUCCUGACGCGGGGAAGCCACGCUGGGACUACCUACAUCUUCGGCCGCGGAGGAGCCCUCAUCACCUACUCGUGGCCCCCGAACGACCGGCCGAGCACGAGGGCCGACCGGCUGGCGGUGGGCUUCAGCACUCAGCUCAAGGAGGCCGUCCUGGUGCGGGUGGAGAGCGCCAAGAGCCUCGGAGACUAUCUGGAGCUUCACAUAGAGCGUGGGAAGGUCGGCGUGAUCUUUAACGUGGGGACGGAUGAUAUCGUGAUCGAGGAGGCCGGCGUGAUGGUGAGCGACGGGAAAUAUCAUGUGGUGCGAUUCACUCGCAGUGGCGGGAACGCUACGCUACAGGUGGACAAUCUGCCCGUCAUCGAGCGCUUCCCUUCAGGUCGGCAGCUGACGAUCUUCAACAGCCAGGCGUUCAUUAAGGUGGGCGGUGGAGAGAAGGGUCGUAACUUCCAGGGUCAGAUCUCGGGUCUGUAUUAUAACGGCCUGCAGGUGCUGAAGCUGGCGGCCGAGGGCGACCCGAACGUUCAGGUGCAGGGGAACCUGCGUCUGGUGGGAGACGUGCCCUCGGUGAUGACGACCGACACCACCUCCACCACUCCACUCGCAGACAUGUCCACCACCAUCAUGGAGACCACCACCACCAUGGCCACCACCACCACACGCAAGCAGCGCUCACCCACCAUGAGGGACAGCGUCACGCAGAAUACUGACGAUCUGUUAGUAGCGUCCGCUGAAUGUCCGAGUGAUGAUGAAGAUCUCGAGGAGUGUGAGCCUGGAAACGGAGGUGAACUAGUGUUGCCAAUUAUAACUGUGGAUUCCCUUGACCCCCCGUCGAUUGCGACACGUUACCCUGUUAUUCCCCCGCCCCCGACCUAUCGCCCCUUCCUCACCUUGCUCGAGACCACCAAAGAGUCUCUCGCCCUGCCCGGGCGGCCCCCUUGUCCGCUUGACCAGGAGGACUGCGAAGAGCCCAUGGAGGUCUCGGCCUACGGCUCGGGCGAGAUGACGGAGUCCGACGAUGAGGAUUAUUAUAAAAACUCGGCCCUUGUCACUGAUCGGACGGUACUCCCGCCUCCCCCCCGGGGCGAUCGGCCCUUCGCCCGUUUGCCCAACUCUCAUCGGCCGCCCCUCCCCUUCACCCCCACGGCCCCACCAGUUUCCCGACUCAAACCUGGCAUCAACAGUGGCCCCAACAUCCCGGCGGGUAAAAUGAACACUCGUGACCAAGUGCUCCUGCCGCCCGCUCAGCCGUCGGGCGAACCGCAUCGACACAACCCAGGUAUAACGUAUCCCCCCAAUUUCCCCCAUGUCCCCACCACAGACCCCUCGUCGCCAGACCGAGGGCCGCCGGGAGCAGUGGAGGUGAUCCGCGAGUCCAGUAGCACGACAGGAAUGGUCGUGGGAAUCGUAGCCGCGGCCGCUCUCUGCAUCCUCAUCCUCCUCUACGCCAUGUACAAGUACCGGAACCGCGACGAAGGCUCCUACCAGGUGGACCAGAGCCGCAACUACAUCAGCAACUCGGCCACGCAAAGCAACGGCGCCCUAGUGAAGGAGAAGCAGCCCGGCACGGCCAAGACGGGCACCAAGAGCAAGAAAAACAAAGACAAGGAGUAUUACGUCUGAGCUCGGCCUCCGAAGGGACCGACGGCGGGAGAAGGAGAGAGAUAGGAUGAGGAACGGAAAGAGAGAUUUUUCGGCAGUUGACCGGUCACUUAUAGUGCUCUGACAUCAGUCUUCUUUAAUUUCCUGUCUCGUCUAGCUGUUGGCCUCAUUUCCAGCGAGCGCUAAAGAGUGUGAGGGUGUCUGUUGGGUUUGGAAUCAUUCCUUCCCUCAUUUCAAUUUUUUGAUAGCUAAUCCCUGUUAUGAAAAGAAACUCUGCAAACCUUUUGUAUUGAUGAAAAGGGGAUUUCUCCGCUCACUUGAUUUGACGCUCUAGUUUGUUCUUUGUAAAUACUACUCGAGUCCUCAAUAUUCAGAUCAUCUCCUAGCCUGAUGUCAAAACACCCGUGUAUGCCAGGCUGCUUGGGCAAUCCAUUGUUGCUCCAUCAGAGCGUUGGAUGUGGCCGAGAAUUGUUUGGGAAUGAGAGCAGUUGGAUUGGAACGGCUUGGCAUAGGUGACAUUUCAGGAACAGAUGGUGCCGAAAACGUUAAGCAGUCACACUCCUCCGUAAUACUGCCAAACCAGCUCUGUGUCAAAUCCGUCUCCCUCUCUUUCCAAGUGCUUCACGUUUCCAUCCUCCCCUCCCUUCAUCCCUCUCUUUCUCUCUUUCCCACACCCUUUCUUGGCUUGUUCUCUCUUUUCCUCCUUGUCCUUGGUGCUCAGGAGCAGAUGCAACGUGAUUCUGUUGUGUUUCCAGCAUGUGGUAUUCAAAAUGAAAACAGACAAAUACUGUUUCUGUGGAGUCAAAUAAUUAAUAUACGAAUACGUAUACAUAUAUAUAUAUAUAUCAAACCGUUACAACUAGCGAAACAUCUGUGGAUGAUCCCCUCGGAGACCCCACGUUCCAGCAGAUUUUCGUCGUGUGUGUUUGGGGGUUCCACAGGGCUCCGUCCUCGGCCCGCUGAAGAUCUUGGUUUCUGCUCUAAGUACCUCAUUCAAGAACCCGAAACACAACCCCAACAGCAUACAGAUGUUUGAAAAGGACUCGUGAACACGAUUGAUCGAGACCCUCUGACCCACGUCACGUCAACAAACCACAUCAGUGGAAGACAGCAGAGACUCAUAGGAUGCUUUUUUUUGUUUUGUUUUCUAUGUGUGUGUGCGUGCUCUCUUUUUUAUUUUGUCACAAUGUCAAACGGAAAAGACUAUAAUGUUCCACGAGUAGGGAACGUGAACUCUCCUGCGUCUUUGAGCACGUUCUCUCAGGGGGAAAGUAGGUAUUAUCUUUGCGCAUUUAAGAAAACGGAACAAACUCUCUUGAAAGAAAGACGAAACGGCCUGUUCCUUGGAAGAUGUACAUCUUGAACUCUAGUAUUCUAAUUUUCUCAACUCUAUUAAAAGAACUAAACUCUACAAUGAAAAGAAAAUGUUUAAAACAGUUUGUGAAAUGUCUAAAUAUUUGAAUCUCAUCCCAGUGCUAAAAGAGAUGUGUUUUUCCUAAUUAUCAUCCCUAAGAAGAAAAAAAGAAAAAGAAAAUAACGUGCAAUGAAAUGCACAGAUACGUGAAUCAGAUUCCAGAAAGCAGAUGCUCCUUUGAAUAUUAAACCGCAAAAUACGAUUUGGUUUACAAGAAAACAUUUCCUUUACCUGGCGGGAUAGUAUCCGGGAGACUUUGAUCCUCUGUUUGAAUCAUGUCGCUCUGGCUUUACCCAGCGUGUGGAGGGCUGUUCAUUCUCCAUAUUCACUCAACGAGGACCAGACACCAUCAUCAUUUGAUUUCACUCUUCCAUCUGCUUGUGUGCUUGUGUGUGUGUGUGUGUGUGUGUGUCUGUAUGAAUGUCUCCAUUAUUUCCGAUCCUGUCGGGUUUGUCAGUUGCAUUUCUCCUCAGCUCCCUUGUUCUUUCUAAAUGUUAUUGUAGAGUGUUCCAGUGAGAUGAAUCUGCAUACGUGUAUAUUAACAGAAGGGAAUACAAUUGGUUAUAUACUUCUUAAA
This is a messenger RNA of Pimephales promelas (fathead minnow), 4691 nucleotides long. The record is from RefSeq and is a predicted model, not a curated record. Lineage: Eukaryota; Metazoa; Chordata; Actinopteri; Cypriniformes; Leuciscidae.